AUGCAGGUAAUAAUAAUAGGCGCAGGCCUCGGCGGUCUCGGCGCCGCAAUCUCUAUCCUCCUCGCGGGACACAGGGUAAAAGUGCUCGAAUCGGCAAAAAGCAUCGGGGAAGUCGGCGCGGGCAUCCAGUGUCUACCGAACAGUACCAGAAUCCUGCAGUCCUGGGAUAUACACGGGACGCUUACAUCGAAAGCCUCGCAAACAGAGACAUGCAAUAUCCUCAACUGGAAGGGAGACUUGAUAUCGUCUAUGGACUUCGCGGCAGCGGGAAGGGAGCACGGGGCACCGUUUAAUGAUUUCCAUCGGGCUGAUCUACACGGCGUCCUCCUUUCUCGGGCGAUCGAGUUAGGCGCGGAUAUACAGACGAGUAGUGAAGUCGUGGAUAUUACCUUCGACGAUGACAAGAGCAUCGCCACGGUGCUGGUGAAAAACCAACAACCGCAAGAAGCAGACCUCGUCAUCGGCGCAGACGGGAUCAACUCGCGGUGUCGCGAGAUCUUGCUCGGACGGCGCGAACCACCGCAUCGCACCGGCGACAUGGCGUACCGGAUCCUCCUAGAUGGCGAAGAUGUUCGGAAGGAUCCAGAGCUGGUGCGGUAUCUAGAUGAGAAGGCCGUGAAUUAUUGGUACGGGCCUGGAGCGCAUGCCGUAACGUACGCCCUCCGCGACGGGUCCCAGCUCAACCUCGUCCUGCUCGUCCCAGAUAACAUGCCCGAAGAAGGCCCGUCAACACUACAAGGCUACGUCGACGAGAUGCAGGGACUAUUCAAGGAGUGGGAUCCAAACGGGGCGGGGAUAACAUUCGAAGACGCAGCUGUGCUAGGUGAGUGUCUGAGCCGGAUUGAAUCGCUUUCGAAAGACGACAAGGCCAAGGCGCUAGGUGUUUACGAGCUGUGCCGGAAACUGCGGACGGAGACUGUUGUCCGGCGCGGGUCGAUCCAGCAGGAUCUGAAUCACCUUGAUGAUGGAGAGGAGCAGAGGGAGCGGGAUUGGAAGAUGCGUGGGUUUGAGGCUGUUGAGAGGCAGUGGGUUCAGGGGAAGCGAGGGCCGUUACCUGAGGGUUUGAAGGAGGGGGAGGAUCCUUUGGUGUGGAGGAGGUAUGGGGUUGGGGGGUGGCUGUUCCAGUAUGAUGCUUGGGAAGACGUAGAAGCGAAGUGGGACGUCAAUUAG
Messenger RNA from Aspergillus versicolor CBS 583.65, 1170 nucleotides. RefSeq lists its product as uncharacterized. Gene Ontology annotation, biological process: secondary metabolite biosynthetic process. The transcript is spliced from 3 exons. NCBI's taxonomy places the organism in Eukaryota, Fungi, Ascomycota, Eurotiomycetes, Eurotiales, Aspergillaceae. The record is from RefSeq and is a predicted model, not a curated record. Bases 1 to 1170 code for a protein of 389 amino acids. Gene Ontology annotation, molecular function: monooxygenase activity; FAD binding.